CUAUUUCAAAAUGAAAAUUGCUGUCGCGAUUGAAAUUUUUCUUCUGGCCAUUUGUCCAUUGUCUGUGGCGAAGAAUGACCUUGAACAGGCAAAACACGAAUUCACAAAUCUACGAGGUGAUUUAGCGGGCCCAAAAAGGACGAGUGAUAUUUUGUUUCUUUUGGACACCUCCGGAAGCUUAUCCUCAUCGGACUUCAACGUUGAAAAGAAAUUCGUCACGAACUUUCUAAACAUGAUAACAGUAAGUAUUGAAGCAGCCAGAGUAGAGGUCAUACCUUUUGGUGAUAAAGCAAGCCGAUACAUAGACGGAGUCUCGAGUCCCUCGUCGCUCAAGCACAAGUGUCAUCUGAACGAUAGACUAAAAAAUAUGUCUCAGAGCAUCAAUGGUUGGCUGACGAAUACGAAGGAUGCCUUUAAGCUGGCCUACGAUGUCUGCCUUGGGGUAUUAAGCGCUUACAAACGACCCUACUCCUUUGAUAUGAGAACAGUUGUUAUCCUCAUAACGGACGGCUAUGCGACUGUUCCAUUUAACGAUCAAAACCCUGUCAGUGAUGCCCGGAGGCUCUAUGAAACGGGGAAGGUGGAGGUCUUUGCAAUUGGUGUCGGAUACGUGGACGUGUCCUACAUUCGAAGUUUGGUGAAAGAUCCAGCUAAACAAGCAUUUCAUUUGCAAAACUUUAACCAGCUACAGGAGCUGUCUCUCGUCCUUAAGGGAGGUAAGUAGAAUGAAAGAUAAAUUUCCAAUUUGCCCCAUAACAAGCAUGAAAUGCUUCCCGCGAGAGCCAUAUUAUGGCUCUUUUUCCCGGUAACAAUUAUUCUCAGGAUUACGCAACGACAGUUUCCUCCAAUAAAGCAUUGAAAAGUCUUUUUAGGCUAUUCAGAGUACUUUUAGAUCUCCAGAAAAGCAUUCUAAGCGGCGCUUUAAAAUUUGUAUCUGUUUGGUCACCCUAGGGAAACUUGAGGCUUUUCGAAAUUUUGAGAUCUUCAGUAUUAUUUUCCCGAAAAUUCUAGAUGCAAUUUAACAUUUUACGAAAGUGAAAUUUAUUCUAACUCCCUUCUCGGUCACAUUUUUGACUACGAAAAUUUUAGGUUUCCUUUUUUUACGAAAAGUAGCCUAUCCUGGGGAGUGAAAUCUGAAAAAUUAAACUUUAGAAAAUCCUUGGGAGUUUAUCAGAUAAGCUUCGAAAAUUGUACAUGAAUGGAACAGUCAUAGCUGUUCUCAAGUACUAGAAAAUUCUAGGCAAUAUUUGCCUCGCCGAACAUAUAUUUUACAGAAACUAGUCGUUGGGUACCCCUGAAUUCUCCGGGAAGAGAACAUUAUAGCUGUCCAUCACGCUGUCAGUACAGCAGGCAGGGUUUCCAAACUAAAACUGAACUAGAAAAGGAGCUAAUACACGUCACGCAAAUAUAAAGUGUUGUUACAAACACGUUAAAAUAAUCAUUGAAAUACUACGGCCCUGAAACGAAAAGCACACGUAAAACCCAAAAGGAAACAAAAACGGGCAAAUUGUACAAGAUCUUAAAACUUAAUUUAGCAUUCCCUUUAAUAUCUUAAUAGAAAUUUUACGGCUUUUUAAAUGAUUUCCAAAGGGGAAACUUAACCUUCAACUUUGGCAUGAUCUAUUAGAUAAUUAUCUGUGAGUAUCGUGUUGACUUUCCUGCUGGUUUCCCUUGAAGUGCAGGCUAACCUAUUUUGCUUUGGUUUUACCUUACCACCAGCAACUAGAGAGCAGACACUUGAGCUUUGGGCGCGCGAGGCUUGGGUGCGUCGAUGUUUUUAGACUGUUUUUCAAGGAGGGCGCCUUGUAAAAACGAUUUUGAGGACAAAAAAAACCGACAAAUCGUUUUGCAAUCUAUAGAGACUAAGCUAUAUGGACUUUUUCUGUCUUUACUUUUUCCAGAUCCGAGUCCAAGUGGCUCAUCAUAUCAGCCUGCACACUCCCGAAAUUGUUAUUACACGUGCGACUUAAAAGCAACAUGUGUCUGUGACGCACUAUUCGGGACUCACAGAUGCUGGUGCCUGGACGGAUACGUGGGAUCAGGACACACAGGAAAAUGUCGCAGUAAGUUUACAACCAACAGUAUAAAUAAAAAUUAGACACAAAUAUUGAAAGAUUUUUUGGCGGGGGGGGGGGGGGAGGGGUUGUGUAUGAUAGGCUCGUUGAUCAUUUGCCUCACAAAAGGUUAGUCACCUUGUUACAUUGCGACAAGGGAGGAUAGCCAGAAACUGUUGUGGCGACGCGUCGACCGCAGCAUGAUCUUCAUCAUGGUGGCGAUUAUCAGAGAGAUUGGCGCAUUCGAUCAGAAUCAUUGUUAAAAUUAAAGAAUGACAUUUAUUGAUUAUAUUAUGUUGUCUGCUGAAAGGCUAUCGUUCUAAAAAUAUCGAGAACUUAUCGGAACUUUUUGGAAAAAAAAAAAUUAAAAAAAGGAUUACCUUAACUAAUCCUUCUUACAGCACAGGUUAGUAAACUCACGGAUUUUAUAUCAAUUUCUAAAUAAUUUUUUUUAGACCGGGCUGGUUAAUAUAACGUGAUGCUAUGGUGGAAGGCCGGCGUGGUUAAGAAUUCAAGUUGGUUCCAUCUAUCUCAGGUCGAAUCUGUUGUUUAAAGAUUGCCAAUUGAUCACAAUCAAUACAAAAAUCAAAUUUUAAUGAUAUUUAAAUAACAUUUUUCUCAAUUCCUAUGCCUAUGAGCGGAGCUUCCCUAUAAAAGAAGGCCUCAGUAAAGCGAGCGAUAUUCUUCGCCCCGUUAUGAAUAGUAAAACAUGAAAAGAAAAAAACUUGAUAUAACGAAACUUCUCAUUAACGAACAUAAUUUACCAAUCCAUUAUUCCAUCGUUUUUGCAAGGUUUAACGAUUAGGGAGCAUGCUUUACCUUUUUAACUCCCUGACUAGAUUUAUUUUAUUGUUGUACAGAAAUCGAAGACAAGAAAACAAAGUGAACAAUUGGCUGACGCCUCACGAUAGAGUACAGCCGAGGAAAUUCCAUUUGUUUGUAUUAGCUAAGAGUAGUUAAAUACUAGUAAUGGAGCAAACAUGAACAAAACAAGAUUUAAUUAAACUCC
Molecule: messenger RNA, 3063 nt
Organism: Porites lobata
Lineage: Eukaryota; Metazoa; Cnidaria; Anthozoa; Scleractinia; Poritidae
Source: the annotation of a GenBank genome assembly